This is a messenger RNA of Paramecium sonneborni, 240 nucleotides long. The record is from the annotation of a GenBank genome assembly. NCBI's taxonomy places the organism in Eukaryota, Ciliophora, Oligohymenophorea, Peniculida, Parameciidae.
AUGCAGAAACUUAACUAACUACAAAGCAAUGAACAACAAGUAUAUUUCAAAUCUAGGUUGAUUCAUACUCUAUAAAACUACUUAUUGAGUAACUAAAAGAGGAAGGACUGUAAAAUGAUAAGCAAUCCAUAAGAUGCUGACUUAUUCCUCUAAUAACAAUACUAAAUUAAAUAAAAUGGAUUGUAAAACAAACCACUUCAUUCUUUAGUGGUCUUAUAUAAAAACCAGCUUAAAAGCUGA